This is a messenger RNA of Carassius gibelio (silver crucian carp), 1275 nucleotides long. RefSeq names its product plasminogen activator inhibitor 1 RNA-binding protein. The record is from RefSeq and is a predicted model, not a curated record. Gene Ontology annotation, molecular function: RNA binding. Gene Ontology annotation, biological process: positive regulation of RNA splicing; positive regulation of translational initiation. The coding region runs from base 158 to 1156 and encodes 332 amino acids. NCBI's taxonomy places the organism in Eukaryota, Metazoa, Chordata, Actinopteri, Cypriniformes, Cyprinidae. The transcript has 8 exons. Gene Ontology annotation, cellular component: cytoplasm; nucleus.
CGUAAUUGGUUCUCAUAGACUAGACUCAAUCUUCGGGCACUGUUUAGAGCCUCUAUUUUUCUCUUUGGGAGAUGAACAGAAUUUAGUUCUGCUGUAUUUGUAGUCCUUCGAUGAUAGCAACUCGAUUAUUUAAUUUCCCCUGCAGUAGUCGCUAAAGAUGAAGGAGUUAGGAGAGGAGAUGCCUGAUGAGGGAUAUGGAUGCGCCGUUGCGAAUCGUUUCGGCCGGCUGCUGGACGAUGAAUCUGACCCGUUCGACAUCUUAUUCGCGGCUGGGGGAGAAAAGAAACCGAAGAAGAAGAAAGACGAAUCAAAGAAAACUUCAGCCACAACUAAAUCUGGAAAGAAAGAGUCUCAGAGGGACAGGAAAGAAGUUGAGGAGCGCAUAGAGAGAAGUGUGACUUUUGAGCGCAAGUUGACCAAUGCCGACGCCCCCCUCAGCUUCUCUGUUGAGAGGCCUGUGGGUGUGUUGGACAGGCCUGUCAGAGGAAGAGGUACAGAAAGAGGACGAGGAGCCCGAGGCCCAGGAUAUCCGAGAUCCAGUGAUGGAUUUGACCAGAGGGGAAAGAGAGAGUUUGAGAGACAUAGUGGCAGUGACCGAACGAGUGUCCGAUCUGAAGAGAAGCGCAGCGGCAGUGGAUCUCGCAACUGGGGCUCAAUGAGAGAUCAUAUGAGUGAAAUUGAAGUGGGGUCACCUAGUGAAAAUGUCGUGGAAAGUGAGGAGACCCAAGAGGCAGUUCAGACCGUUGGAGAAAACAGACCAUCUGAGACUGAGGAAGUGAUUGAGCUUGCCCUAGAGAUGACACUGGAUGAGUGGAAAGCCCAACAGGAGCAAAGCAGGCCCAAAGUAGAGCUGAAUAUCCGUAAGGCAGACACUUCUGUGCCGUCGAAGGCCGUUGUCAUCCAUAAGUCCAAAUUUCUUCAGAAACAUCCUAAUGGCUCUGAUGAAGAGGAUGUGGUAUUCCGCCGCCCGGCCAAUGACAUCACUUGUCAACUAGAGAUCAACUUUGGUAGCCUGGCCCGGCCCUCUCGUGGUGGGAGAGGAGGACGAGGUGGUCGUGGCCGUGGGGCUCCAUCCAUGCCAUCCCAAAGAUCUCCACAAAAGUUUGAAUCUGCUCCAAACCCAGAUGAUCCAGAAGAUUUCCCUGCACUGGCCUAGAGCUCCUCUGAAGGUAGAGAGAGUGAAAACUCUUCUGCAGCUCAUGUUGGCGACUCCGAAACGGGCAAUGUGCACUUAAUGGGCAAAAAAUAAAGCAUGCACAAAGUUGUUUCUUUGCA